This is a messenger RNA of Passer montanus (Eurasian tree sparrow), 1034 nucleotides long. Its product is annotated as leucine-rich repeat and guanylate kinase domain-containing protein-like. The transcript is spliced from 9 exons. Bases 36 to 1034 code for a protein of 332 amino acids. The record is from RefSeq and is a predicted model, not a curated record. Gene Ontology annotation, molecular function: protein binding. NCBI's taxonomy places the organism in Eukaryota, Metazoa, Chordata, Aves, Passeriformes, Passeridae.
GGUCCCGUCCGCCUCCUCCCUCCUUGUCACAGCUCAUGGCGGGCGGCGAGGAGAACGCGGCAGGAGAAGGCAGCCUCGGGGAGCCGCUCCCCGCUUCGGACGAGCCGCCGCAGCCCCUCGCUGAGGGGCUCCCCGAGGAGCAGCCCCGGCCCGGCCCGCCCCACCGCGAGGAUGAGGAGGAGGAGGAGGAAGAGUCGGAGCGCUCGGAGGGUCCCUUGGAGGGGGUGUUGGAUGAAGACACCGCCGCUGAGGGACUCCACACCUUCGGCCGCUCAGCCCCUGGCACUGAGUAUGUUUAUCUUCAUCUGUCACUUCCAGGUCGUGACUUGAGCGACAUCAGCAUUCUCUCUGGAUACGUUCACCUGCAGAAAAUGGACCUUUCCUCCAAUAAAAUUAACGGUAACGAGCUGGCCGAGGUGCGGGGGCUGGAGCGGUGCCGCAGCCUGAGCCAGCUGGGGCUGGCACACAACCGGCUGGCGGCCGUCACCGGCCUGCGGGGUUUGCCCAUCCGGAGCCUCGACCUGGUGAGGGAAAAUUCAUUGGGGCUUGCCGGGCUGGGCCGUGCAGGUAACGAGCUGGCCGAGGUGCGGGGGCUGGAGCGGUGCCGCAGCCUGAGCCAGCUGGGGCUGGCACACAACCGGCUGGCGGCCGUCACCGGCCUGCGGGGUUUGCCCAUCCGGAGCCUCGACCUGAGCUUUAACCAGAUUGAGAAGGUGAAUGGGCUGAAGAGCUUGAAAAAUCUGCAGAGGGUGGAUCUGUCCCACAAUAAAAUCAACAGCCUGCAAGGCUUGGAGGAGCACGACCUGCUGGAGGUGAUCAACCUGGAGGACAACCAGGUGGCUGAGCUGAGUGAGCUUCAAUGGAUUGAAGAUCUGCCUCUCCUCAGGGUUUUAAAUCUCCUAAAAAACCCUCUACAGAAAAAAGAUGGUUAUUGGCUCUCAGCCAUUUUCAUGUUGCUCCAAGUCACAGAUCUGGAUCGCAAGAAGGUCUCGGUGAAAGAAAAGUUUGAGUUUGGCCCCUUCCAGCAGCACUGA